Cetraspora pellucida is the source of this 268-nucleotide messenger RNA. Lineage: Eukaryota; Fungi; Glomeromycota; Glomeromycetes; Diversisporales; Gigasporaceae. The record is from the annotation of a GenBank genome assembly.
AAAUAAUCCUAGUAAAGAUUAUUAUACGUAUUAUCAAGUAGCAAGAGAUGAUUUAGAACUAUAUGAAUUAUUCGUUAAUUGUGUUAAGCGAGAAGUAUUUGAAGAGACCAAAUUAGAUUUAAAAGAUUUUCAUUUUAUUACAUAUGAUGAAGGAUUUCGUAUAUUUUCUAACUGCUCAGAUUGUGAAAUUAUAUUCAAAACUGCAAUCUAUUUAACUAUUGCUGAUAAAAUUCUACAACUAACAGAACCUGACAAGAAUUCUGCAUAG